This is a messenger RNA of Olea europaea var. sylvestris, 2561 nucleotides long. RefSeq names its product NADPH--cytochrome P450 reductase-like. Gene Ontology annotation, cellular component: cytosol. Lineage: Eukaryota; Viridiplantae; Streptophyta; Magnoliopsida; Lamiales; Oleaceae. Bases 179 to 2278 code for a protein of 699 amino acids. Gene Ontology annotation, molecular function: NADPH-hemoprotein reductase activity; FMN binding; flavin adenine dinucleotide binding. The record is from RefSeq and is a predicted model, not a curated record. The transcript is spliced from 15 exons.
CGGAAGUCACGAGUCUCUCAAAAAAUUUCAACUCUUAUGAACUCAGACUCAAAGUUUUGAUAAUUUGUUUUCAUUUUCCUGUGGUUAAUUUGCUUUGCUGAUUUUCUUCCCGGCGCCGAAAGGAUCACAACUAGUGUUAACGCAUUUGAAAAUCCGCCAACGACUCAGUUGAGAACUCAUGGAAUCCACCUCAGAUAAGUUAUGGCCUUUGGAUAUGAUGGCCUCGAUUCUAAAGGGCGUGAAAUUCCAGCAGUCGAGCGGGUCAGCGGAGGUAGCAGGGCAGCUGGCGUGGAUGGCAAUGUUGAUGGAGAAUAGAGACCUGAUGAUGGUAUUAACGACUUCUGUGGUUGUGCUGAUCGGAUGCGUUGUGGUGUUGUUCUGGCGGCGGGCUGCAGGAUCUGCCACGAAGAAGGCGGUGGAGCCGCCUAAAGUCGUAGUGCCCAAGGUGGUGGUGAAGCCAGAGGAAGUUGACGAUGGAAAGAAGAAGGUCACUAUCUUCUUCGGAACUCAGAGUGGUACAGCAGAAGGCUUUGCCAAGGAACUUGCUGAGGAAGGUAAAGCUAGAUAUGACAAGGCUAUGUUUAAAGUAAUUGAUUUGGAAAGUUACGUUAAUUUAAUUAAUGAUAUGCUUAAUAUUAGCUAUUACAAAAUAACAAACCAUACCCGUCGAUUUUUGAUUCAAAUACCCAUUCGGGUAUUUAACUUGAGAAGAACCGUCGGGUUCGGUUCGAGAGUUUUGUCCAGCCCUAAUUGUUACGUGCAUGUGUCAUCUUAUUCUCAUUUUUAUCUUCUCACCUUCUCUUUUUUUCUGAUUCCAGGUGGGAGACGACUUGUCCCAGUGGGUCUUGGAGAUGAUGAUCAAUGCAUGGAAGAUGACUUUGCUGCAUGGCGUGAGUUAGUGUGGCCUGAGUUGGAUAAUUUGCUCCGUGAUAAGGAUGAUGCAACUGUUAAUACUCCAUACACUGCUGCUGUCCCAGAAUAUCGUGUUGUUUUUCAUGAUCGCCCAGACUUGUCAGUUCUGAAGAAUGGAUCAAUUCAUGCCAAUGGUCAUACCAUUUAUGAUGUUCAACAUACUUGCAGAGCUAAUGUGGCUGCCAAGAAGGAGCUUCACACUACAGCAUCUGAUCGUUCUUGUACUCAUUUGGAAUUUGAUAUUUUUGGCACUGGACUUGCGUAUGAAACUGGGGACCAUGUUGGUGUGUACUGCGAGAAUUUGAUCGAAACCGUAAUGGAGGCAGAAAGGUUACUAAAUUUGUCCCCUGAUACUUACUUCUCCAUCCAUACUAAUAGAGAGGAUGGCACACCACUCAGCGGAAGCUCCUUACUACCUCCCUUCCCACCUUGCACGUUAAGAACUGCACUUGCUCGAUAUGCAGAUCUCUUGAGUUCUCCCAAAAAGUCUGCCUUAAUUGCUUUAGCGGCACAUGCUUCUGAUCCAAGUGAAGAAGAUCGACUAAGAUAUCUUGCUUCCCCUUCUGGAAAGGAUGAAUAUGCUCAGUGGGUAGUUGCAAGUCAGAGAAGCCUGCUCGAGGUCAUGGCCGAAUUUCCAUCUGCCAAACCUUCACUUGGUGUCUUCUUCGCAGCCAUUGCCCCACGUCUGCAGCCUAGAUAUUAUUCUAUCUCAUCCUCCCCAAAGAUAGCACCAUCUAGGAUUCAUGUGACUUGUGCACUGGUCUACGAGAAAACACCUGUUGGAAGAAUUCAUAAGGGUGUCUGCUCAACGUGGAUGAAGAAUGCUGUGUCUUUUGAGGAAAGCAUUGACUGCAGUUGGGCGCCUAUUUUUGUUAGGCAAUCUAACUUCAAACUCCCGGCUGAUCCUAAAGUGCCAAUCAUAAUGAUCGGCCCUGGUACGGGCUUGGCUCCAUUUAGGGGUUUCCUUCAGGAAAGAUUAGCUCUCCUCGAAUCAGGAGUAGAACUUGGUCCUGCUAUAUUAUUUUUUGGCUGCAGAAACCGUAAAAUGGACUUCAUUUAUGAGGAAGAAUUGAAUAAGUAUGUUGAAGCUGGUGUAAUUUCCGAGCUAGUGAUAGCUUUCUCACGUGAAGGACCAACUAAGGAAUAUGUGCAGCAUAAGAUGACGGAAAAGGCUUCAGAUAUCUGGAACAUGAUUUCCGAGGGAGGAUACUUAUAUGUCUGCGGUGAUGCCAAAGGCAUGGCCCGGGAUGUUCACCGAACUCUUCACACCAUUAUGCAAGAGAAGGGAUCUCUGGACACCUCUAAAGCUGAGAGCAUGGUAAAGAAUCUGCAAACAAGUGGACGGUAUCUGCGUGAUGUAUGGUGAUAAUUCCUCCAGUCGACGUAAUUCAUUUAAAAUUAAAGAAAUUUUUUUGGAGGCAAUGUGCAAAGACUUUCCACCUGCAGAUGGGAAGUUUCGGAUGUUGUUAUAACAGUUCUCGCGAUUCUUUAAACUGGCUUUAUUCAUGUAAUUUUUUUUCGUGUAAUUUAUACAUAAAAAUGCGUAUGAUAUAGAAAUAUUCAGUGUCAUAAUGUUAAGUGUAGCUACUGAACUCUGUAAUCUUAUGAACUGGCAAGAUUCAACAUGAUUUUAAUGCCUUUUCUGUCCA